GGGUUGGGAUUGGCACUGGAGGAGAGGGAAGGGAGUCUGGGAGGAAACAUGGGAGUCACCUCUGAGCACUUUGUGUCUUGUAGCAUCUUGUGGAGAAUCCCAGAGUUAAAAACCUCCUGGAAGUGUGUCCUGGUUAAAAAAAAAAAAAGGGAAGAACCACUUGUUAGGCCUUGGGAACAUCUUUAUUGAGGGUUGUUGGGCUCCCAGGAGCUUCAAACUUCUCAUUUCCCAGAUGGUAAAUUGGGAAUAAACCACCCUGGGAAAACUGCAGCCAGGAGGGAGGAGAGAAAACAGAUAAAACAGGAGAUAAAAAUAACCCCCAAACCCCAUAAAAUACGGGAUUAUGUGUAGGAAUGUCGUGCAGAUUGUUCCCAAGGGCAGGAGAGAAACAUCCAGGACUGGAAUUUUGGUGGAAACCUGGCAAAGGGAAGGUGGCAGCUCCUUGUCCUGGUGUUUGGAGCAGCUCCUGGGGUAAUUAGUAACACUCCCAAUUAAUUGGGGAGCUCACACGAGUUUCUCCCGGCUUUGAGAGCGUUGCCCUUGGAGAGGAGGCUCAGCCCGACGAGCUGAUGAACGAGGACAUCCGUAUCCACAGCUGGCCUUGCUCCUACUACCUGGACACUGGGAAGCAAUGGAUCUCUGGGAAACUCUCCCUGACUCCCGUCGGGAUCAAAUUCACAGCUGACAAAACCGGGGAGCUCUUGGUCGACUUCCACCUUUCCGGGAUCAGCGAGAUCAAGAAGGAAUCUUCCAACCUCAUCUUCAGCUCCCUCACCAUCCUGGAGAAGAACACCAAGCACUGGUUCAGCUCCCUGCAGCCCAACAGGAAUGUGGUGUUCAACAUCCUGGAGCACUUCUGGAGGGAGCAGCUGCUGGAGAGCCGAGGGGCGGGAGCGGAAGGAGCGGCCGCACGGCCCGGGAAGGGCAAGGAACUGACGGGAAUGUUGGCGGGGUCCCAGAAACGCCUGGAGGACACGGCCAAGGUGCUGCACUACCAGGGGGAGCAGUUUGACAACAUCAUGAAAGGGCUCAACAAGAUCGAGGGGGACAUGGAUGUGGCCGACAGGUUGUUGACAGAGCUGGAAUCUCCUUCCUGGUGGCCCUUCAGCAGCAAACUCUGGAAAACACCUCUGGAAUCCAAGCCCAAGGAAGCGGCCGCAGCUUCCGAGCCCAAGAACCAGGAAGGAAUCAUCCUGAGAAUUCCAGUCAUUAUCACCCACAGAACAGACUCCAGUGCCAAGCCAGGAAAACUCACCCUCUUUGCUUCUGGCCUGGAGAUCAGUGACUGCAAUUCCCAGGUGAUCCACAGGUUUGAAUCCCGGGAUGUGGAUGAUAUCCGGGUGCACACGCCCUACGAGAUCAGCGUCCGCCAGAGGUUUAUUGGGAAGCCCGACACGUCCUACAGGCUCCUGUCAGCCAAGAUGCCAGAGCUCAUUCCCCUCCUGGAGAUGCAGUUCAGCAAGAAGAUGCAGUUCCUGGAGGAUGCCUUGGGAUUUGUGGGAGCCAGGAAGUCUCCUCAGGUGGAUCUGGGGACGUCCAUCUGGCAGGCGGCCACAGGACUCCUGGGAGGGGUGGUGCAGCCUGGAUCUCCAGCAGGAAGCAGGGAAGGGAUGGACAAUGAGCAGGUUCAGCUGCAGCAGCACGAGAAGGUCUCCCAGGAAGAGGCAAAAGAGCUGAGACAGAUCCUGAAGAAGCUGAAGGGCCUCGCCCUGGAGACGGAAGCAGAGCUGGAAAGGCAGGAUGAGGCCCUGGAUUCCAUCAGCAGCUCCGUGGACAGGGCCACGCUGACCAUCGACAAGCAGAACCGCAGGAUGAAGAGGCUCACGUAGCCCUGGGAAUGGGAAUGGGAAUGGGAAGAAGAGGAGGAGCAGGGAGCUGGAUUCAUCCACACUGUUCCUGCAGGGACACUUUGGUUGCCUGGGAGGUGUUUGGGAACACCUUGGAAUUCUGUGCUGCUGGUGUGGACUUCCUGAAGGCUGGGAGUUCCUGAAGGUUUGGUUUUCCUGAGGGCUUGGAGUUUCUGAGGGUUUGGGAUUCCUGAGGGCUUGGAAUUCCUGAGGGUUUAGGAAGUAUUUCCAGGUGUUUUAGGAUGAAAAAGGGGAAAACUUUUAACCCUGGGAGUGAAUCCUUCCCUACAGAACCCGUGUAAAUAGGAAGGGAUGUGACCGACCCUGACUCGACUUGGAUGUUGCUUUUUUAUGUUGCUGCUUCUGAGGGUUUUUUUUUUUUUGAGGGGGGGGGGUAUUUGUAGCCCUGGAGCCCUGGGAAUGGGAAUGGGAAUGGGAAGAAGAGGAGGAGCAGGGAGCUGGAUUCAUCCACACUGUUCCUCCACGGACACUUAUUGCCUGGGAGGUGUUUGGGAACACCUUGGAAUUCUGUGCUGCUGCUGUGGACUUCCUGAAGGUUUGGUUUUCCUGAGAGCUUGGUUUUCCUGAGGGCUUGGAAUUCCUGAGGGUUUGGAGUUCCUGAGGGUUUGGGAAAUGUUUCCAGGUGUUUUAGGAUGAAAAAGGGGAAAACUUUUAACCCUGGGAGUGAAUCCUUCCCUACAGAACCCGUGUAAAUAGGAAGGGAUGUGACCGACCCUGACCCGACUUGGAUGUUGCUUUUUUAUGUUGCUGCUUCUGAGGGGAUUUUUGGGGGGUAUUUGUAACCCUGGGAAUGGGAAUGGGAAUGGGAAUGGGAAUGGGAAGAAGAGGAGGAGCAGGGAGCUGGAUUCAUCCACACUGUUCCUGCAGGGACACUUUGAUUGCCUGGGAAGUGUUUGGGAACACCUUGGAAUUCUGUGCUGCUGGUGUGGACUUCCCGAAGGUUUGGUUUUCCUGACAGUUUGGUUUUCCUGAGGGCUUGGAAUUCCUGAGGGUUUAGGAAGUGUUUCCAGGUGUUUUAGGAUGAAAAAGGGGAAAACUUUUAACCCUGGGAGUGAAUCCUUCCCUACAGAACCCGUGUAAAUAGGAAGGGAUGUGACUGACCCUGACCUGACUUGGAUGUUGCUUUUUUAUGUUGCUGCUUCUGAGGGGUUUUUUUUUUGGGGGGUAUUUGUAGCCCUGGAGCCCUGGGAAUGGGAAGGGGAAUGGGAAGAAGAGGAGGAGCAGGGAGCUGGAUUCAUCCACACUGUUCCUGCAGGGACACUUUGGUUGCCUGGGAGGUGUUUGGGAACACCUUGGAAUUCUGUGCUGCUGGUGUGGACUUCCUGAGGGCUUGGUUUUCCUGAGGGCUUGGAAUUCCUGAGGGUUUGGGAAAUGUUUCCAGGUGUUUUAGGAUGAAAAAUGGGAAAACAUUUAACCCUGGGAGAGGCUCCUUCCCUACAGAACCCGUGUAAAUAGGAAGGGAUGUGACUGACCCAACCUGGAUGUUGCUUUUUUAUGUUGCUGCUUCUGAGGGGUUUUUUUGGGGGGGGGUAUUUGUAGCCCUGGAGCCCUGGGAAUGGGAAUGGGAAUGGGAAGAAGAGGAGGAGCAGGGAGCUGGAUUCAUCCACACUGUUCCUGCAGGGACACUUUGGUUGCCUGGGAGGUGUUUGGGAACACCUUGGAAUUCUGUGCUGCUGCUGUGGACUUCCUGAAGGUUUGGUUAUCCUGAGGGUUUGGUUUUCCUGAUGGUUUGGUUUUCCUGAGGGCUUGGAAUUCCUGAGGGUUUAGGAAGUAUUUCCAGGCGUUUUAGGAUGAAAAA
Pseudopipra pipra is the source of this 3666-nucleotide messenger RNA. It is a transcript of the gene SNAP47, whose product is annotated as synaptosome associated protein 47. The transcript is spliced from 5 exons. Bases 570 to 1829 code for a protein of 419 amino acids. The record is from RefSeq and is a predicted model, not a curated record. Gene Ontology annotation, biological process: synaptic vesicle priming; exocytosis; synaptic vesicle fusion to presynaptic active zone membrane. Gene Ontology annotation, cellular component: plasma membrane; SNARE complex. Gene Ontology annotation, molecular function: SNAP receptor activity; syntaxin binding. NCBI's taxonomy places the organism in Eukaryota, Metazoa, Chordata, Aves, Passeriformes, Pipridae.